AUGUCUGCUGCUAUCCUUACUGCCGACGUCGACCACCCCAUGGCCGACAUCCAUACUGUGCAGGUCGCCAAUGGACCUGUCACCAACCCUGUCGCGAACAUCGCACAGGCGCCUGCGAUGUGGCGCCACAACGAAGGCGUGAACGCCGUCUUGCACGCCAGCAACUGCGGCGUCUGCGACGCCUUUUUGCACCACGCAACCGACGCCCUCGGUACUCGCAACUACCAGGUCGCACGCACUGAACAGGACGACACCGCCGCCCGUUCUGCACGACGCGAAGCCUAUGAACGAGGCUACGAGGAUGCGCAACAGGACCGUGCGACGCUCGCAACCACGAUCCAGCAACUUCAAGCUCGCAUCGCGGAGCUCGAAGGCCAACUCGCCACCCGUGCAAACACCGGUGGACGAUUUCCUGGAGGGGGAGGAUUGGGACCUAUUCGCAAUAGGUUCGCCCCCUACAACACUGAUUCCUCUGUCGAUACUUACCUCGACAAUAGCCUCACUCGCAGGUUCAACACGAAUGAGCGUAUCCGUGGACCCGCUCGCCACCAGACCCUCAUCAUGUCGGAGGUACCUCUGACCAUCGACGAAGUCGACGGCGCACUGCGUCGAGCGCAGAUCGACGACGCUGUAGGCCUCGCAGCCGUGCGCCAGCUUCAGCAAUGGCGCAGGGCGAUCUUCGCCACCCUCGCUGUGGGACAACCCCUUUCAGUGACCCAAGAGGCCCUGCAAAACCAUUGGGUUGGACUACCCGACUGGUACCUCCACCGUUUCCCUCGCACCCCCCGACUCGAUCGCACGGCGAACCCGCCGUCCCAGGAGCAACACGAGACUCCUCCGCGCUAUACCGACCCAGCCGAGAAGUGGGCAUCUUACUUCUCGCGCUACCCAAGAGCCCGCCUUCCUCGCGGACUCGUGCGCGACAACAGCGGUCAAGUCCCCAUCGACCGCGCGAAUCUUCAUUGCAUGAUGAUUCGCAUCGCCUCUCCCCUCACGUCGACCCGACGUCGCUACAAGUCGGCCAUCUUCGACACGCUUGCCGCCCUGUUCACCGACCCGCAGGUCUACGUCGCACACCUCCAGGCUGCGAAUGUCAAUCCCGAACCGGCCCUCAAUAUCACCCCGUUGCCGGAGACGCAGAACGGGGCUGUCGUGACGGUUGACGUCACGAUGACCACUGUCGCGGUACAUGCGGCGCGCUGCGGCAUCACCCCGGAGUUCGUGCUUCACCACCUCUGCCUGUGGGCCCGAGACUACCUAGCGAGUGGACUACGAACGGCAGACCUGGGUCCGACCGCGACUGGAGCCCCGCUGAUGGCCGAGCACAUCGAUGGCGAGGUCGCACCAGGUGGACAACCCACGACUGGCCACGGCGAGCAGCCCAUUCCGAACGUCGCAGCCGGCGAAGAGGCAAUGGCGGUCGAGCCGCUUGGUCGGGACUCGGCGUAA
Messenger RNA from Fomitopsis serialis, 1449 nucleotides. RefSeq lists its product as uncharacterized. Lineage: Eukaryota; Fungi; Basidiomycota; Agaricomycetes; Polyporales; Fomitopsidaceae. Bases 1 to 1449 code for a protein of 482 amino acids. The transcript has a single exon. The record is from RefSeq and is a predicted model, not a curated record.